Protobothrops mucrosquamatus (brown spotted pit viper) is the source of this 1828-nucleotide messenger RNA. RefSeq names its product arginine and serine rich coiled-coil 2 (gene RSRC2). NCBI's taxonomy places the organism in Eukaryota, Metazoa, Chordata, Lepidosauria, Squamata, Viperidae. The transcript has 10 exons. The coding region runs from base 114 to 1364 and encodes 416 amino acids. The record is from RefSeq and is a predicted model, not a curated record.
GCUGAUCGCCCAGUCAGUUGCGGAGGCGACGCGCGUCGCUCGCUGAGGGGCCGGAGCCGCGGAGAAGCCGCAGGUCCCGCUGGGCGCCCGCUUCCCUUCCCCUGCACCCCGGCAUGGCGGCUAGUGAUUCUGAGCGAGAGGCAAAUCCCCCAGAGAAAUUCUCUCCCGAGAGAGAAAAGAAGAAGGAACGAUCAGAUGCAUCCAGUUCACCUAGAACGUCAAAACACCAUUAUUCAAGGUCACGUUCCCGAUCAAGAGAAAGAAAACGAAAAUCCGAUAAUGACGGGAAAAAAUACAGAAGUCGCAGCAGAAGCAAAGAGGCACGAAGACAUGGGUCCAAGGAGAAGUCCUCCAAGAAGCACAGGCCUGAGGACCACAACGACAAAGAGCACCCUUCAGAUAAAGGGAGAGAGAGCCUGAACUCUUCGGAGAAUGGCGAGGAGCGGCACAAGCGCAAGGAGAGGAAGUCCUCCAGAGGACGUAGCCACUCACGGUCUCGAUCUCGGGAAAGGCGACACCGUAGUCGAAGCCGAGAUAGAAAAAAGUCCCGCUCCCGCAGUCGGGAUAAAAAGCGGCGCCUGAGAUCCAGAUCUCGAUCCAGAUCCAAACACAGGCAUAGAAGUCGCAGCAGAAGCCGAACCAGGAGCCGGAGCAGGGAGAGAAAGAAGAGACCUGAAAAACCACGAAAGUUCAGCCGAACUCCCAGCCGAACACCCAGCCCCCCACCUUUCAGGGGGCGAAACACGGCGAUGGAUGCUCAGGAAGCCUUGGCUAGACGGUUGGAAAGAGCAAAAAAAUUGCAAGAACAGAGAGAAAAAGAACUGGUUGAAAAGCAGAAGCAACAGGAAAUUGUUGCCGCGGCAGCUGCCACCGGCGGGUCAGUCAUCAACGUCGCAGCUCUCCUGGCCUCCGGGACGCAGGUCACUCCCCAAAUAGCCAUGGCAGCUCAGAUGGCAGCCCUGCAAGCCAAGGCUCUGGCCGAGACGGGAAUAGCCGUUCCCAGCUACUAUAACCCAGCAGCAGUGAACCCCAUGAAGUUCGCCGAGCAGGAAAAGAAGAGGAAAAUGCUUUGGCAGGGCAAGAAAGAAGGGGAUAAAUCACAGUCUGCGGAAAUCUGGGAGAAACUGAAUUUCGGAAACAAGGACCAAAAUGUCAAGUUUAGAAAGUUGAUGGGCAUUAAGAGUGAGGAGGAAGCUGGGGCUAGCAGCUCGGUGGACGAGGAGAGUUAUAAGACUUUGAAACAGCAAGAAGAAGUCUUCCGCAAUCUGGACGCACAGUACGAAAUGGCCAGGUCACAAACACACACCCAAAGAGGAAUGGGAUUGGGCUUUACGUCUUCGAUGCGAGGAAUGGAUGCCGUUUGAGGAAACGCCUUUGGACAGCUUGAGACUCCUCUGACCGAGAUUCUUGUUGAGAUGUUGGCUCCACGUUCACCGAAAGCUGGCAUCCUAGCUUGCAUGGGUGUUAACAUUGACUUUAAUUUAUUGACAUUACAAAUUUUUUGUAAAUACCAGAUCAGUGAUAACUGGUGUUCCAUGUUGUAAUCAGGUUAUACUCACUUCCAUUAUACACGGCAGAGCUCUAGAAGGACGCUUCUACUUCUGUGGUUUUCAAACAGAACAGCCGAGGGUGAACUCACCACAUGGAUAUUUUGUGUCCACCGUCUCUUGUGUACUUUUUGUACUUUAAACUUGUACAGUUAUUUUCAACUCUUGGAACAUGAAACACAUUGUAUUGGUGUUAAAAACUAGCAGAUCGGGCCAAUGGGUACGUAAAUGCAGUGCAACAACCUGGUUAAUAAAACUUUUUUUUCUCAAGUAAUACUGUA